AUUGAUUAAACAUUUGCAAGUCUCAAUUUUUUGUUUAGUCCUUGUGUGUCUUAAGACAGAUGAUUUUAUUGAUUUUUUUAGUCCUUAUUUCUUUUUUUUUUCCUCAAAAAAAAAAUACUAGUAUAAUGGAAAAAUGUAAAAGGGGAAAAAAUGGAAAAACAAAAAAAGAGCUUGACCAAGUAGAAGAGCAGGCAGUUGAAAGAGAGGCGGAGCAGCUCUCCAAUUAAACCGGUCUUUUCUGUUAGGCAAAUCUUCUCUCUUCCAUUCCUUCCACUGAAGAAAUUUCUGAGGGAAAAAAUACAUUGGAUUAAGGGCUAAAAGUUUCACCGGAGGUCAAGCUUCUUUUUGGUAAUGGACAAAAAAGAGAGGGCAAAGGAGAGAAGAGAAAAGCGGCGCCAAGAAAUUUCUCUUGCCCGCACUAUUCCUUAUUCCGAUCACCAAAGGUGGUGGUCUGCUGAUACAGUUGCCGUGGUAACUGGUGCUAAUAGAGGAAUUGGUUUUGAGAUCGCACACCAACUUGCGUUGCACGAACUAACAGUUGUUCUUACUUCGCGAGAGACUGGUGUUGGUGAAGAAGCUGCAAAGGUCUUGCAAGAAGGGGGAUUGAAUGUUCUGUUCCAUCAGUUGGAUAUAGUUGAUCCUACAUCUAUUGAAACAUUUACCGAAUGGAUAAAAGAGAAAUUUGGAGGAAUAGAUGUACUGGUAAACAAUGCAGGGAUUAAUUACAACAUUGGGUCAGAAAACACUUUGGAAUUUGCUGAAAAUGUUAUUCAGACCAAUUACUUUGGGACCAAAAACAUGAUCAAAGCCAUGAUUCCAUUGAUGAGGUCUACUGCUGCAGGAGCACGCAUUGUAAACGUGACUUCACGUUUGGGAAGAUUAAAUGGACGACGGAAUAGAAUUGGCGAUCUAAGUUUGAGAGCACAACUGGAGGAUGUGGACUCACUGUCCGAGGAGUUAAUUGAUGGGGCCAUGAACUCGUUUCUGCAACAAGUGAAAGAUGGCACUUGGGAGUCCGGUGGAUGGCCCCAGGUGUUCACUGACUACUCACUGUCAAAACUUGCAGUCAAUGCUUAUACAAGACUGAUGGCAAGGACAUUUUCUGAUCGCUCUGAUGGGGAGAAAAUUUAUAUCAACUGCUACUGCCCUGGAUGGGUUAAAACUGCUAUGACUGGUUGGGCUGGUCAUACUUCUCCUGAGGAAGGGGCCGAUACAGCAGUCUGGCUCGCGCUGCUGCCAGAGUUGUCAAUAAGUGGCAAAUUCUUCGCCGAGAGGCGUGAAAUAAAUUUCUAAUCCCAGAAUUGAAGAUGGUUUUGGAUUUUGAAAAACACUUACCAAUAUCACACUGAACAGGGCGACAGAGACGAAUGUGUGCUGCCAUGUAGUCAAUCCCAUAGUUUCCAUACUGCAACCAAGCUACCUGUCGCCAUGGAGUGUCAUAUUCAUACCAUUUUUUUUUUUUAAAAGAGUAUACUUGCUUGACUUAGGGUGCCACUUUAACGAUGGCCGAGGUGGUAAUAAAAAAUGGCCGAUAGUUUUGUAACUUGUAGUGUGUUAUGUUCUGCAUUUUCUUCUGUCAUUGGUUAAUGUUUAGUUUAGAAAACAAGAAGCUUGACGGGCGAAUGCAAUAGCUUAUUCUUAAGUUUCUUUUCCAUAUUCCAGUGGCAUGCAUUUACUUUUCAAUUUUCAUGUCUAUGAAACUCUGCCUAGAUCUUCAUCCAAGAUCAUGUGCAUAACGUAUCAAUAUCAUCCUUUGUAGUAG
Messenger RNA from Oldenlandia corymbosa var. corymbosa, 1762 nucleotides. The record is from the annotation of a GenBank genome assembly. Lineage: Eukaryota; Viridiplantae; Streptophyta; Magnoliopsida; Gentianales; Rubiaceae.